Molecule: messenger RNA, 836 nt
Organism: Pelobates fuscus (common spadefoot toad)
Lineage: Eukaryota; Metazoa; Chordata; Amphibia; Anura; Pelobatidae
Product: interleukin-1 beta-like
Exons: 7
Coding region: 18-836 (272 amino acids)
Biological process (GO): cytokine-mediated signaling pathway; cellular response to lipopolysaccharide; inflammatory response
Molecular function (GO): cytokine activity; interleukin-1 receptor binding
Source: RefSeq, a predicted model, not a curated record
ACAGAUCAAUAUCAGAAAUGACAAUGGCACAAGUACCAGACAUGGAAUCCGAUCUAAUGGACAAUAACAGUGACUACGAAGAAAGUUUUUAUGACAAUGUUUACUGCGACACUAAGAAAAGCUUUCAUGAUUCCCACUGCUUCUCUGGACCCAGCAGUUGCUCUGGGUACACCCCAGAAAAAGAUUCUGUGUUCUCAUUUAGGAAAGCCGUAGUUCUAGUGGUGGCUAUCGAUAAACUAAGAAAAAGGAUAAACUGCCACCGAGACUUUAAAGACACAGAUUUACUCAACCUGUUUAACACCAUUUUUGUGCAAGAGGAUAUUCCUUUUGAGACCUCAAGCAGCACCUUUGCAUCCAAUGACCAGUACAAAUAUGCAAUAUCAAAAGAAUGCUGCAUUAGAGAUUCUUAUAAUAAGUCCAUGGCAUUGCUGCAAUCUUCUGGGAAGGCCAGGCUUGUGGCCAUUUACCUACAAGAGUUAAACAGCGAGAGAGAAGAGAAGAUAAUUAUGAAUGUUUACGUUAAACAAAGUGUGAGUGGAAUCAAUAAGCGACCUGUUACGCUAGGACUCGUGGGGCGCAAUUUAUACCUGUCAUGCAGCUCUGUAGAAGGUGAACCAAAGCUGUAUUUAGAAAAGGUCAGUGACAUUAAAGAAGUAAAACAAGAUGAAUUACAACGUUUCAUCUUCCUGAAGUCUGAAAAUGAUGCAACAUGCACCUUCGAGUCUGCGGCUUGCCCCGGCUGGUAUAUCAGCACUUCUCAAGCUGAAAAUGAAUUGGUCCAGAUGAAGCCUGAAGCUGAUCAAAGAUAUAUCAGAGAAUUCUUAGUCCUUUCCUAG